GGGCACAACAUACCAUAAUGUCUUUUUAGGAUUAAGGUAUUAAAUAAGAUAUUAUCAGGACAUUAAUAGGAAUAACACAGUGCCAGCGGUGCGAAGUGCGGCCAUUAAAGGGCUGCGGGUUUAGGCUGAGUUAAUGGCAUGACUUAUCGUGGCGAGAAUCAUGGCCAAAUAAUUAAAAUAGCAUAAUACGAGUACUGUUAUAGAAGCGGAACGUAAACAUUAGUAGGGAAAUCAGACAAAAUCGGUCUGCGAUGACGAGAGCUUGAAUUGUCGGCGAGUGGUUUGCGACGCCUUCAUGACUGCCAAAAGCUUUUAUCGACAUUGAGCUUGAUUUGACAAGAGUAAAUCCCCACAUGAAGUAGAACAUUCUGGUCGCGCAGCCUACGGUAUAGGGCGACCGGUCGCAACCCGCGCGGCAGGUGUUUGACCAAUAGGUGGCGAUAAUUAUGCAAAAACUUUGCAAUGUCAAAAUAUGCAUCCAAAUAAUACGUGAAGUAAGGUCUGCAGACAAAUCUAUUUUUGUUGGCACCUGGCAUUGAGCGCGGACCGCUAGCGAUAAGACAGACACAUCAUCUACAAUGUAGAAGCCGCCAACGAUGCUUAGCCGAAUUUAUGAAAGCGCGUGCGUAUUACCUUGAGUCCUUGGGUUGCUUUCGUUAUAUCGGCAGUGGGGAUUUGCCGAACGGCCAGGGCUUGGUGAACUGGAACGAAUCUCUCGAGGUAGAUAACAGAGCUGAGCUCGGCCUUGCGCGCCGCCGAGGGUCAUCGCUACUUGGUUUUCGCAAGCCACAAAGUCGAGAUAAAUAAUCGCACGAAGGGAAACUCGGGAAUCACGCGAGUUAAGGGUCAAAGUGACCCUGUCUCGUAUGGCUACUACCAGGAAAGAUAGCCGAGCGAAACAGAGAAUCGGCUAGGCAGUACGAGCUAAAGAGGUCAGCCUUCGCGCAAUCAACAGCCUUUUAACAACCUCGGCUGGUCCAGACUGCCAAUAUGGGAUCUGGAAGCUCGAAAGGCAGCGGAUGCACCAAAAAGGGGGACAAGAAGAAAGAUAAGACCUUCCUCAUAAAAUCCCUAGAACACCACGAAGGGGGUAUUAAUGCCAUGUGUAUAAGUAGCGACGGCAAGACUAUCGUUACCGGAUCGGAGGACAAAACCGGCAGGCUCUGGGACACGCGGACAGAGGAUACAAUUGGUGAACUACAAGGCCAUGUCGGCUAUAUUAACGGUGUGUGUGCCUCGGAUAAGUACGCGUUCACUUGCGCAUCUGACAAGACCAUCCGCAAAUGGAGCUUAGAGACAGGCCGGUGCAUAAAGGUCUUCAAGGGACACGCUUCGACUGUACACCGAGUGCUGUAUGUGUGUGAUUUCUUGUUUUCUACUUCUUAUGAUAAGACGGCCAAGCUAUGGCAGGCCGACACGGGCGAGUGUGUGAGAACCUUCAAAGGGCACAAACGCGGAGUUUACCCGUUGAUUUUCGUCCCGUCCGAGAUUAACCGCGGUACCUACAUUGACUUGGAUAAUAAUGAUGAUAUUCUAGUGACUGGCUCGGCCGACAACACGGCCAAAGCUUGGGGGAUGAACUCGAAUGAGUGCAUGAAUACCUUCAAGGGGCACGAAGGCGCGAUUCUGUGCUUGGCUGUCGAUGGCAAAGGCAGAUUGUUGUUCACAGGCUCCAGCGAUAGCACUAUUCGUUCGUGGGAUCUCCACACUUAUUCGCCGUUGAAAUCCUUCAAAGGUCAUUCUGCUUCUGUUAUUUGCAUUCAGGUGGUGAAUAAGCUGAUGUACUCCAGUUCAGCUGAUCAUACUGCGAAAUGCUGGGUUGUGGAGUUUGGGGACUGCACACGGACCUACAGAGGACACAAACAUUGUAUUGGAGCUAUGGUAGUGCAGGAUGGUCUAAUGUUUACCGGCUCUGGUGAUGGUACUGCGAAGGUUUUUGAUGCAAAGUCUGGUACUUGCAAAAGGACUUACAAGGGGCAUGAGAGUGCAAUCAACUGUUUAGUGGCAAGCAAAGGCAAGCUAUACACUGCAUCCUAUGACAGAACUUUGAGAAUUUGGGAUGCUACCAAGCUCCGUGAUGACGAGGACGAUGUAUACACUAAAGAGAAUGGAGUUAAAUAAGAAAGAAGCUGCUUGAUGAUUUGUAACAAGAAAGUGCAUUUGGUAAAUUCUGCAUGUUUUAUAGUGAGGCAACAAGCCACAAAAUGGACGACAACAAGGUGUAGAUGCACCAAAUUAAAUUCAUUAGAGUUAGUGGGAUAGUGUAUGUGGGUGGUCAUACUUGACAAUUGCAUACCAAACAAACAUGAAGAUCGCAACCCUACUAUGACAUAUUUAUAAAAACCAAUGGAAUGGAAUUGGUAAAUCACAAACUUCACUAUACUGGUUGCAUGAUGUCAUCCACAAUUCAAACAAACAUGUUUGUUUUUAUGAUGCCCAUUCAUUGUUGGGAGAAUCGCAGGGAACAUUUUAGUGAUAUGCUGAUGAAUAACAGCCACGAUCAAGCUUAAGGCCAACUCCUGACACACCACAAAUAUCAAUCGAUAGUUUACUUUACUGGUGGAUUACAAGAGUAUCCAAGAAACAAAACUUAAAUUUAGAGAUAGCCAUCUAAAUAUUCUCCUGAAAAGAGACUUCACAUUGAAUUUCUCUCAAAAUAUGUGAUGUACAUGGGAAAUCUCUUUUGAAUGAUGACAGAAAUUAGUGGCAGAUCCAGUGGUCACCCCCCCCCCCCCCUUUAAUAUUAAAAACGUAAAAAAAAAAAACAAGUCGAGGGAAAUCCACCAAAUAACUUAUUAAAUCCUGCCAUUCUGCACUGGAUCUUCCCCUGAUAACAAUUAUCUUAUCAGCCCAAAGAUUUAAAAGUGUCGUAAGUUAAAAAAACCUGCAACAUUAUCCAAUAAUAUCUAUAAAAAUAAUAUAAACAGUCUAUCCCAUUCACCUUGUCAAAGAGAAAAGAUAUUUACAAGUUUUUUAAAAGUUAUGUCUCAUUUUGAAAUAUCUACAUCCUAAAUUUUUUGAAAAAGGAAUGCCUCUGAGCACGUAGCAUCUUUCUCUUCAUGAAUAACGUCAAUGGGAUCCACUGUAGGUGUAAUAGGGCGCGUUUUUUUCCUAUCAUUAUGGGAUGGGAAUGAAUGGUAGAGAAUGUUCAGAAUGGCAUUUGAGUCAUUCUGCUACAGGCAGCAGAAUGGGUGGAAUGGCCUUCAUUCCAUUCCGUAAUCGGAAUGCGGGAUUAACGAACGUGCGCUUUUUCUAUUCUAAUCAUUCUUAUUCCAGAAUCAUGAGUAAAAAAAAUGUGCCCUUAAUUUGGGCUGCUCUGUACAUACUUGUAGUAUGUUGGUGCACACAAGUGUGAAAUGAAGGGCCUUGGCAAGGGCAGCAGGAAGGUAAUUUGUAAUGCUAAAUUCUUCCUUUACUUUAGGAAACCCGGCCACAUUCCUCCUGACCUUGCAUCACCCUUUAAAGUAAUGCAUUUGCCUAUGACUCAUAUUGGUGUUCAAGAUAUAAGCACUAGAACCGUAGUGCUUGUAGUUUAUGGAGUCUUUAAAACAUAACUAAUUUUAUAUCUAAAAUCAUUUUGGCGUUAAAGAAGUUACAUAUCAUUGCUCUGUAGAUAUGUAGGUUCUAUAUACAAAAAGUAGCUGUAUUUUAGUAGCAUCAAUACAUUUCGAUGAAGCAUGUAUUUGAAUGCAAGAAGUGGAGCUCUAAACCAAAGAUAUCAGUGAUAUUCCAUCUAGUUUUUUUUUUAGAAAAUAAAAAAAAAUAUUUAGUGUGAAAAUUAAUUUUGGGAUUUUAUGCAUUUAGGUGUUUUGAGGUUAUUAACCUAUAAUGCUUGCAGUUUUCAUAAUUUAUUGAAAAAUAGCAAUAUAGCUGCACUAAAUUAUUUAUUAGUACAUGGGUUGUUAUGUAAUAUUACAUCUUCACAUAAUAUAGCAUAACAGUAGUUUCAUACCUUCUUGAAAAUAAAAAUAUCACUGUGAGAA
Nematostella vectensis (starlet sea anemone) is the source of this 3983-nucleotide messenger RNA. RefSeq names its product WD repeat-containing protein 86. NCBI's taxonomy places the organism in Eukaryota, Metazoa, Cnidaria, Anthozoa, Actiniaria, Edwardsiidae. Gene Ontology annotation, cellular component: nucleolus. The coding region runs from base 991 to 2121 and encodes 376 amino acids. Gene Ontology annotation, biological process: ribosomal large subunit assembly; Notch signaling pathway. The transcript has 5 exons. The record is from RefSeq and is a predicted model, not a curated record. Gene Ontology annotation, molecular function: protein binding.